AUGUUUAAUGAAGGUAUUAUAUCGAAUUCUCUUUCUCCAGGUUUAUUACCUUCAAUGAAUUCAAUAAAUACGUGUGAAAAUGAAACUCAAUGUUUAAAAAUAGCAUAUUUUUCUUGUCAUCAUUGCUCAAAAAGUUUAUGCCUUGAGCAUCUUAAUAUACAUAAUACGUUAAACACUAUACAAGUACAAGCAUUAUCUAAUGAAUUAGAUGGAUUUGUAGAUCUUGUUUCAAAUUUUAAUACUCAAAAAACAUCUCAAAAUGCUCAUAAUAAGCUUGAUGCUUGGAAAAAACAAAUAUCUGAUGAUAUUGAAAACAUCUAUGAAUCGAAUUUAAAUGAAAUGAAUUAUUUAGCAACAGAAUUAAAUCAACGUUUAAAUAUUAUUAAAGACUACUUAAGAUUAAAAAUUUCGAAUUUAGGAGAACAAUUAUUAACAAUACAAAGCGUUGAUGAAAUAUCUCAACAAGUACAAUUAUUACCAAUCGAAUGUGAUCUAAAUCAACUGCAUCAAUUGUUUGAAUCAGUACAAUGUGAACUAAAUAUUGAUACAAAAAACAUUUCUAUUAAUGAUUUAAUUAAGGUACAUAAUGUAUUUUCAUAUGAACGGACAUUACCGAAUAAUACUCAGCUGGAAUCUUAUCGUACUAUAUCCGUUGAAAAUAUGAAACAAUUUGUAUCAAGUAAACAGAAUAAAUCUAUUUUAUGGUUAGAUAAUCAAAGACAAUUACAUUAUAUUAAUGACAAAUUUCAAACUCGUCUAUUAAACAUACCACAAACAUUAUUAGUAUCUUCGAUUAUAUUAUCUAAUAAUCGUCAAAUAAGAAUAAAUGAUGUUGAUAUUGUAGAUAUUAAAUGGUGUUCAUUUGCUGAAGUAUUUCUCAUUCUUCUUCAACGACAUUUACUUUCCUUCAACCAUCAAACGGAUCGAUUCACACAAAUUUCUAUUACACGAUACAAAGAUUACCCUUUUCGGUGUAUAUCUUGUUUCAAUGAUACAUCACUUUAUAUUUCAUAUUGUACGUCUGGCACUUGUAUUGAAUUAUGGAAAUAUUCCUAUGGCAAUGAAAAUGAUAUUUAUUUGAAUGAGUGUAUUAAACGUUGGGAUUGUUUAACGAAUGAUAAAAAUGAAUGGAUAUCACAUAUGAAUACAAUUUCGAAUUUAUAUAUAGGUUUACUUAUUUGUAAAGGUUCAACAAUUUAUAGACGUUUUGAAUUACGUGAUAAAAAUUUAAAUUUAUUAAAAAUAAUACAGUUAGAUAAUGAUUAUGUUGAUAGAUUUUUUCCAUUUCGAAAUCAUUAUUGGUUUAUUAAAAGUUUAUCUGGAAAAUAUUAUAUUUAUUCAAUAGAAACAAAUACAUAUCAUUUAUCAUCAUUUGAUUUUCCUCUUGGAUUAGAAGAAUUUGGAAUUAAUUCAUUAGUUAUUGGUAUUGACGAAAAAAAAUUAAUAUUAUGUGAUAUUUAA
Rotaria sp. Silwood1 is the source of this 1461-nucleotide messenger RNA. Lineage: Eukaryota; Metazoa; Rotifera; Eurotatoria; Philodinida; Philodinidae. The record is from the annotation of a GenBank genome assembly.